Messenger RNA from Peronospora farinosa, 1803 nucleotides. The record is from the annotation of a GenBank genome assembly. NCBI's taxonomy places the organism in Eukaryota, Oomycota, Peronosporomycetes, Peronosporales, Peronosporaceae.
AUGGCAGCACUUCUAACAGACGACGUGGGGUUAGCGGCUUUAUGUCGCAUAGUGCAUGCUGAAUUCUUGUUACCUUCUUCUACUACUGACAAUGUGACACUCGAACAACUGCCUGAAGAAUUGGAAGAAGGCAACGUCGAGUACAAGCAGCAGCUACUGGAGCCAACGUACGAUCGUUUGCGUCAAUUGACGACACAGAUGAAUUGGCGUCUAAAUGAAGGUGGUGGUAUCGCCUUUUACGAGAUUGGAGUAAAAGAUAAUGGAGAAGUUCUUGGUCUCUCAGAGAACGCUGUAUUACAAUCUCUGGGAGCUUUAGCACGAAUGUGCCGUGUAGUACAUGCUGAAAUGUCAUUAUCAAAGUUUCGAGUCGGUCAAGAUGCAAGUCGCAAAGCAGUGAGGAUUCAGAUUAAAAGAGUGCUGGAACAUAACACGACCAAGCGACUUCGUGUGUCCGUAAUUGGGGACUUUGAGAGUGGCAAAUCGACUUUGGUGGGGGUACUGACUCGUGGGUGCUUGGAUGACGGUGCUGGAUUGGCUAGAAUGCAAGUUUGUCGACAUCGUCACGAGCUGGAGAACGGAUGUACGUCCAGUGUAAGUGAGCACACGAUCUCAGUGGCUCCAGAUGGACAUUUUCGAUGCAUGGACGGGUUAGACACGUGCAAUUUUGGUGAUAGUGAAGACGAGGAAGAGAUGCACAAGCCAAGAAGACAAGAAACUUUCAUCACGCUGAGUGAUUUAGCUGGACACAAAAAAUAUCUCAAAAGUACGGCGUCGGGACUGGCUGGUCAGUUUCCGGACUACGCGAUGCUUGUGAUUGAUGCUGUUCGAGGUGUUCGAGACAUGACGCGCGAGCACGUUAAGAUUGCUACUGCCUUGGAAGUCGUCAUUUUUGUGGUGAUAACAAAGAUAGAUCGAGCGACUGACGAGCGAAUACAACAAUUGCUGGUUGAAGUCACACAAUUGCUGAAGGCUUUUUGUCCAUGUCAGCAAGUUGUUUUGGCACCGAAAAGUAUGACUACGUCAAUGAGCCACAAGGCAAAGUUGCAAAAGCUUACGUCAGCGUCGAUUGUGCCGAUAUUCCAAGUAUCAAAUGUAGACGGCAAUGGUCUGGACGUGGUGCAAGGAUAUCUAGCUAUGCUCGAGCCUAAACAUGUGUGGGCGGCCAAGGCAAAGAAACCUGCUGAGUUUCAAGUUAGUCACGCCUAUGAUACUGAAGAUUCAGGCAUGAUUCUGAUUGGCUUAGUGCAAGCUGGAACGUUUGGCGUAGGAGAACGAAUGUUGCUCGGACCCGGUGCUGAUGGACAGUUUUGCGACGUAGCACUUGAAAGUAUUGAAGUGCAGCGCAAGGCUGCACAAAGUCUUAGCGCAGGAGAGACAGGCGCUGUGCUCAUACGCUUCCUAUGUGCUGCUCGGCCGGCUCACCGCAUCAGGAAAGGUACUAUACUUGUGCACCCGAGCGUGAAACCUAUGGCUACACGCCAAUUCGAUGCAGAACUACUUUUCCUGCCGGAUGCACGCAUAUUUCGCGAGAAUUUUCAAGCGGUUAUCCACACUGGCCACGUUAGGCAAAUGGCGAAGAUUGUGCGAAUAGGAGACCCCAAUAAGUCAGCACCGGACUUUUCAACCACGCUGCCAUCGACACUUUCACCUGCAACGACAAUGUGUCGCUUCGAAUUUAUGUACCGGCCUGAAUACAUUCGUCCGGACUUGCCUCUAGUGCUACGCGAAGGACGUGCGCAGGCUGUAGGUCGUGUUGUACGGGCUGUACCAUACUACGGCGUCAAUGCCCUGCAUGUAAACUAA